This is a messenger RNA of Vespula pensylvanica (western yellowjacket), 1720 nucleotides long. RefSeq lists its product as uncharacterized. The record is from RefSeq and is a predicted model, not a curated record. Bases 522 to 1430 code for a protein of 302 amino acids. The transcript is spliced from 8 exons. NCBI's taxonomy places the organism in Eukaryota, Metazoa, Arthropoda, Insecta, Hymenoptera, Vespidae.
UCUCUCCCUCAUCCUUAUUCCAAUUUCGAUAGAAAUUUUCUAUUGCGCAUGCGUUCGACCUCGAUGCUUUUCGCGCCGCAGGAACUCGACACGCGAAAUUCAACGAAGACGAGGAACAGUCAGCGUCGAGCAGCGUUUCCGCUCCGCUUGUGCGUUCCUCCGCGAGAGGACGAGAUGAGUCCUCUCAUCCUCGUAUCAAUUCUUUCCAAAUCUUCGACACCUCUCGAAAAAUCGUGAAACGUUUGUACGAUACGAUAAAAAGGAAAUAGAAAAAAACAAGAGAAGAAAAAAAAACGGAAAAAAGAAAAAGAAACAAGAAAGCAAAAAAAGAAGAAGAAGAAACAGAAACGAAUAAUAAGAAUACAUAAAAACGACGAUAGGGGUGUGCGCCCGCGCGCGCAUACGCAAGAAACUCAGAUUCAUGCUGGUUUAUUUCGGAUCUUUUAUUUUCUCAUUCUUAUCAUUUUCACGCCCGAUUCGAUUUCGACGAGGGUGCGUAAGGUCGCACACGCGUUCGAAGCAUGGCCAUCAUGCAAUCCUGUUGCUGCUGGCAAUCAGUUCGCAGAGGGAGUUACGCUUGUGCCAUUUAUACCGGAAUUUACUUUAUUAUCUUAGCCAUCACAACUGGAACAAUCUUGCAAGCAGAAAGUGAAUAUUUAUCUGGAAAUCGCUCAUUACCAGAAUCGUCGAGUUUCUUAGAAUCUGAUACAAUAUCACCUACUACUGUACGAUUCAACAUAACUCUGUUGAUAUGUUCGUGUUUUGGUGUAAUCUGUUGUAUUCUUCUUGUAUACGGUUUAUUCAAGGACAAACGAAUCUUCCUCUUGCCAUGGAUCGUUAACGUGAUCACUUGCAGUAUGAUCGACAUUGCGCACGCUUUGUAUCUCAUCAUCGUGACAACCAACUUUAAUCCAAUAACGGCAAUGCUCUACACGCUCAACUUUUUUCUUCUAUGUUUAAACGUGUAUUCUGUCCUCUGCGUCAUCUCGCAAUAUCAAGAAUAUUUGGCCGGUCGUGGUACGGCAGCGGAUGACACCGACUACAGGGUCAGUAUUCUGAGAGUCUCACGACGGAAAGGGCAACGGGAUAAGGGAAGAAAAGUUCCAGUGGUGAGAUACGUGGUACAACCGACGACAACUGCGACAUCCUGUUUGAGCUCACGAAGAGCACCGACCAAUAACGAGACGAAAGAAACACCAACGCCAACCCAAAGUCCAACCGCGGCACGAAAUGUUCUUUCAUGUCCUGAAAAGAGUCCUACGGUGGGACGAACACAUAAGAAGCACGUUCAAUUUCCGGACACGCCAACACCAACAUCAAGUUCGACGCCAACGGCAAUACCGAUGUCCCUGGAAAAAUCGGAAAUUCCUCUGACGGACUCCAAUACAAAAUAUACCAUGGAUAUAGGAAUUUCUUUUGAAACACAUUAAUAAUUAAUCAUUGAUUAAUUGUUUCAAACACAAGCUGGUAGUUAAAAUUCUCGCUGGGUGAGAUUCUCUAUUCAUCUUUCGCGAUCGAUCGUUUUUACUAGGACAAUCUAUUCUACAAAGGACUUCGUUAAAUUAUCACGUCGCGAAUCGUUAAUACUCAAAAUAUUACGCUACUACAAAAUAAUUGAACUUGCAAUGAACCAACGGUACCUGUUGUUUGUACAUGUAUAUAUUUUUUAGAGAUAUAAAAAGAAAUGUAACAUUUUUCAAUAAAUCAUCUAUAUAUGAAA